Eupeodes corollae is the source of this 493-nucleotide messenger RNA. RefSeq names its product 39S ribosomal protein L52, mitochondrial (gene mRpL52). The coding region runs from base 88 to 471 and encodes 127 amino acids. Gene Ontology annotation, cellular component: mitochondrial large ribosomal subunit. Gene Ontology annotation, molecular function: structural constituent of ribosome. Gene Ontology annotation, biological process: mitochondrial translation. The transcript is spliced from 3 exons. The record is from RefSeq and is a predicted model, not a curated record. Lineage: Eukaryota; Metazoa; Arthropoda; Insecta; Diptera; Syrphidae.
AAACAGCUGAUUUCUGUUCAUGUCAUAAUUUUGAAUUUUUGCUUUCAGGUUAACUCUGAUAUUGGUGAAUAGUCUUAUAAUUGAAAAAUGUUGAAAAUAAUUGGUUAUUCUAAAGUUAUACUCAAUACUGGCGUUAUUUCCAGAAGUUUGUCAACCACUCCUGCAUUGUCAGAUCAACAUUGGCGAGAAGAGAAUGGUUUGCCCCUCAACCCAAACUCAUAUGGGCCGCUAACAAACCUACCCGAUUAUUCCUACGUUGAUGGACGACCUACACCAUUAGGGACAAACCAAAAGAAGCGAGUACAACACCAGCAGGAAAUUGCCAGAAAAAUGGUUUCUGCCCUUAAAGAGCUGGACUAUGCAAAACAGCGCUUUGUAGAUAUGAAAUCUAGCAAAGAGGCCGAAAAGAAGAGAAUCAUAGAUAAUAAGCUCAAGCCCAAAGGUCAUUUAUUGUUGAAAAAGAAUAAAUAAAAAAAUUGAUUUCAAAAGCCAA